AAAACCAAUGUACAUUUCAAAGUAUCUAACUAGUAAAAAAAUCACUGUUUUUUGUGUUUUCCUAUUCAAGUAAGUAGUCUUGCUGUCAGUAGCCACCCGAUCCCUGCCAAUCUCCGCUCAUUGGUGACAGUGCAGAACAGAAGUACCUGGUACCCAAUAUGGCCAACUUUUCAGAUACUGUUGAGCAGUUGUGUGAGGGUGUUAACGCUCUAAUGGUCACUCCACCACCCACCCCUGUGCCUACAACACCCCCCUGCUAGACGUCGGAAGCAAAGUGUUACCCAACUUUCUCAAAGCCCUUCUUCUCGCCCAAGAUUAAGACAGGGUAUAAGAGACCAAAUAAUUGGUAAGAAGUUGUUUGGAAAGCAUACGAAGAAUCAACCACCUGUUUGGUCGAAAGAAGAAGAAUCAAGGCUGAUAGAAUUUAUGCUAAUCUUUACGGAAGGCAAAUCGUGGGUGAUGCACAAGUACACCCCAUUUUGGAAUGAGGCUGGGAAGCAUAUUCAGCGAUGUCUGAAAACGUUUCACCGUCGAUCAGGGAAUGCCUGCCGUAAAAGGGUUAUCAACUUGUCAUCGAAAUUUGAAUCUCCCCUGCAAGCCGACCAGAGCUGUAACAGUGAAGAAGCGAUUGUCACUUUUGAAGAUAAGUCUUCUUCCUCAGCAAGUCAUUCUAUGCCCGUUUCUCCUAAGUCCAGUGAUCCUUUGGUUGUUAUCGGAAAAUGCAAAGAAAACUUGAGGUCACUUAAACAAACAGAACAACUAGAAGCUCUGUCACAAUUGUUUAGUGAUUUUGGCCAGGUAGUCAUUCCACCUGACUUCCUAGAGCUAACCCGUAAUGCAGUGUGUAACCUUAAGGAAGAAGGUAGAGCUAACCUUGUUUAUAAGCUUGCCAGAUGCCUUGGCACAAAGCGUGAAGAUGGUAGUGACACAUUGCUCCCGGUUAAAAGAAUGCCCAGUUAAAAGAAUGCCAACCGGUUUGAUUGAGUAUAUUGUCAGCUUUUUUAAUGCGGAAAAUCUUCAAAAGGUACAAUGUCCUGCUGACUACAGACUUUGGCAACAAACAAUGUACACGUUGUUCGGAAUGAAGUGGGUAAAGAUACAUGCUGGACCCAUGUGGAGUGAGGACACAGUUUCCCAAGGAAGUACCCUGGGUCAUAGCAAAGCUCAGAACCCUACGAAGGCGAGAGUCAACAUACCUGGUCUGUCUGAUAGAACCCUAAGGAGAGAUAUAGUAUCAAGUGGCUAUACUAUGGGAUCUGAAAUUCAGGCCAAUGCACUUGACCAAGCUGCUGCAAUGUUCCCAACUGACACCCAAUGGUGGAUCAAAGGGGAUGCAGUCGAUAUAGUCCCGGGACUAGGUGACUCCGUUAGAGGUGAAUGGUCUGGUGAUGUAGACCUAAAUGACGGCAAGCUGCAACUGAUGUUUUCUGAGUACCAAGAACGCUUGGACAAGAUCAAACACUUUGGCAUGGGUACCAAAACGGAAAUUGAAGCUGGAAUCGUUCAUGAGAAUCAUAAAAUGGAAGACACUCUUGCCUUUCUUACUGCAAAACUAGUGGAAGCCAAUGCUGACUAUGAAAACAAGCUGAAAAAUGCUAAAAAAUCGGAUAAGACUAUGUUUGAAGCUGCCUGGAAAGUAGAAGAAUUGGAUCGUGUGUGUAUAGAGUGUCGUUCUAUACGCACAGAGCUAACUGUUGUGCUUGAUGGAUUGCGUGAGUCAGAAUCUACCGUCCAGCAACUGAAUAUCCCCCGUCGCCUUACUGCCAUUAGACAAAGGUUGUCUGCUAUCGUAAAGGCGUUGUAUCGAUGGAAACGAACAGCUGCAUCUCAUGUGUUUGUGUUCAUGAUAUCAUCUGAGCUGCGAAACAAAAAGCCGUAUGCAUUGCCUGUUCAAUGUGUUCCAUGUGUCGGUCUGAAAGAAAACGAUAUCAGACAGCUUACAAACAAGCUUAUAGCCGAGAUGGUGAAGCGCAAGAUGGAAGUUGUAGGGUCAGUGUCAAAUGGGGAGUUUAACUACAUGAGAUACAAGGGCUACACACGUCCCUUGAGUGUUUUCAAGAUCAGGGCAGAUGUACGCUCUAGAUACUCUCGGAUGUCUGAACAUGCUAUGAUGGAUAUGUUAACUCCAAUUCGGUUCCCUGAUGGUACUGUUCAUGCAAAACGUGACAACCCUGCUGUUUCAGUAAUGCUUCUAAAUGAAAUUUGGAACUGGAAACAAUUGGGUGCUUCUACAGAGGAUGUGAUUUCUCGGCUGCGCCCAAGAACUAUCCCUAGUGGCUACACGUUUAACACAUGGAUAUCUGGGAAAUCAGAGAGUAUGCCAGAUAUGUUAAGAUCGAUCCUGUCUCAACUUCAGUACACCUAUCUCGUACACAAAUGGGAUAGAGAAGGCAUUCCGUUCAAACAACAUGUCUAUGUGCCUGAAGUACACCCUCUAACUGGUAAAACCUAUCAUGAGAGGGAAGACGAACCUCAUGUCUUAAAGAGAAUGGCAACAAGUACCAGAGAGGGAGGCCCUGAUAAUGUACAUGUAGAGAGGUAUGUCGAAGAAAGAAUGUUCAGUGUGGACAUGGUUGAAUUCAUGAAGGACAAAGGGUAUGAUAUCGAGGCAACCUAUAUCUCUGCCGUUGGUAAUUGGCGUCGAUCAUGUGACGAGCGUGGUUUAUCCCAACUACAAAGGUGUCGGUACAAUCAUCAACUCUUGAUGUUUGUCAUGGAUGACCUGAUGCCGUGGCACAAGACUGACUAUGAUCUUAGUCUAAUGGAGGUCAAUAGAAGCGUUUCCAAUGUCUGUGGCUUCACACGGCAAACGUUGAUAGCUGUGACGACUAACAUUGAAAGUAGAGAGAAGAGGAGGAUGGAUAAUUUACAGAUGGGUAUACCCCCAGAGCACCCCAGAGCAAGCACGUCUGAUGAUGUAGAAUGUUUUUUUAGCGUCAUGCGAGACAACCUGGGGAAAAACUUUACGCUCAAAGAAGUCAAGUACAAUUUUAGGAAAGUCUGUAUGGAAUUUGAGAAAAGAAUCAAUCCAGACCUCCCUUACUUUUAUCAUACCUCAUAUCAUACCAGGUUUGCUGAGGGUGAGCUUCCCUCAUUUGACAAACCAUCGACAAGGGAAAAACGAGUGCAACGAGUCCCUCAAAGAGAGCAAACUGCUUCUUUUGUACCUGGGCGAGCAACUCUCCCAGUAAGAGGCUCUCUUUCUAUUCGACCUCAGUUCCAUAACAAGCCGCUUGACCUUCCUCCUCCUCCAAGUGCCCCAGUCCACAUUUGCGAACACUCUUAUUCUCAACUCUAGCUGGUGAACUGCAAUUAGUGUGCAAACAGUUAUGUAAUUAACUCGUUGUGUCAUUGUCUUAUAAUUAUUGUGUAAACUUUUGAUGUUCCCUUUGAGUCUGAAAUUAGACUGAAUUUGUCAAAUGAAUUUAAUUGAUGGUUGAUGAUUGAUGAUUAA
Halichondria panicea is the source of this 3454-nucleotide messenger RNA. RefSeq lists its product as uncharacterized. Bases 836 to 3298 code for a protein of 820 amino acids. The record is from RefSeq and is a predicted model, not a curated record. Lineage: Eukaryota; Metazoa; Porifera; Demospongiae; Suberitida; Halichondriidae. The transcript has 12 exons.